Mercurialis annua (annual mercury) is the source of this 408-nucleotide messenger RNA. RefSeq names its product secreted RxLR effector protein 161-like. Lineage: Eukaryota; Viridiplantae; Streptophyta; Magnoliopsida; Malpighiales; Euphorbiaceae. The transcript has 2 exons. The record is from RefSeq and is a predicted model, not a curated record. The coding region runs from base 1 to 408 and encodes 135 amino acids.
AUGGACAAAAGUAAUCCAGUUUGCUGUCCAAUUAUUCCUGGAGAAAAUCUUCAAAAGGAUGAAAAUGGAGAAAAAAUUGAUAUCACUUAUUAUAAGCAAAUUAUAGGGAGUCUUAUGUACUUGACUGCUACGCGGUCAGAUGUUGGGUUUGUUGUUAGUCUUAUUAGCAGGUACAUGGAGCAUCCUACGAAGAUACACUUACAGGCUGGAGGAAAUAAAGAACAUAUUGCAUAUACUAAUAAUGACUAUGCAGGAGAGUUAAAUGAUAGAAAAAAUACUUCUGGGUAUAUAUUUCUAUUAAGUUCUGGUGCAGUCUCUUGGCUAUCUAAUAAACAGCCUAUGGUGUCUUUAUCAACAAAAGAAGCAGAAUUUAUAGCUGCAGCUGUAUGUGCUUGUCAAGCAGUUUAG